AUGGUGAACAUCACGGAAAAGAUCAAGGAGAUUGAGGAUGAGAUGCGCCGGACGCAGAGUAGAGAACAAGGCCACAGUAAACUCGCGCGUCUGCGCGCCCAGCUUCUGGAACCAGCAGCCGGUGCUGGAGGCGGCGGCGGCUCUGGCUUCGAUGUGAGCAAGAGUGGCGAUGCGCGUGUUGCCCUGGUCGGUUUUCCCUCCGUCGGAAAAUCGACCUUCUUGUCCAAGAUCACAAAGACCAAGAGUGAGGCUGCAGCUUACUCUUUCACCACCCUCACAGCCAUCCCUGGUGUGCUAGAGUAUGGGGGUGCCGAGAUUCAAAUUCUCGAUUUGCCUGGUAUUAUUGAGGGUGCGUCCGAAGGUAAGGGGCGUGGUCGUCAAGUCAUUUCGGCAGCUAAGACCAGUGAUCUGAUUCUGAUGGUUCUGGAUGCCACCAAGCGUGCUGAGCAACGGGCAUUACUGGAGGCUGAAUUAGAUGCUGUGGGUAUUCGACUGAACAAGGAGCCGCCAAACAUUUAUUUCAAGCCUAAGAAGGCGGGCGGUCUGAAGAUCACUUUCCAGAACCCGCCGAAGAAUCUUGACGAAAAGAUGAUUUACCAUGUCCUGCGUGACUACAAGAUUCUCAAUGGUGAGGUGCUAGUGCGGGACGAAAAUGCUACCGUCGAUGACUUUAUUGAUGUUGUCAUGAAAGAUCACCGCAAGUAUAUUCGCUGCCUUUACGUCUAUAACAAAAUCGACAGCGUCAGCCUCGAAUUCCUGGACCAGCUUGCCCGCGAACCUUACACAGCCGUCAUGAGUUGCGAACUUGAUUUGGGUGUGCGGGAAGUAGUAGAUCGCAUUUGGAAAGAAUUGCGGUUGAUGCGCCUCUACACUAAGCGAAAGGGAGAGGAUCCCGACUUCAGCGAAGCUCUCAUCGUGCGUCGCGAUUCAACCAUCGAGGAUGUUUGCGACCAAAUCCAUCGUACACUCAAAGAGACGUUCAAGUAUGCCUUAGUAUGGGGUGCAAGCGCACGUCAUGUGCCGCAGCGCGUGGGGCUGGGACAUGCGGUUGCAGACGAGGAUGUCGUAUCGAUCGUUGCGAAAUAG
Messenger RNA from Penicillium chermesinum, 1086 nucleotides. RefSeq lists its product as uncharacterized. Bases 1 to 1086 code for a protein of 361 amino acids. Lineage: Eukaryota; Fungi; Ascomycota; Eurotiomycetes; Eurotiales; Aspergillaceae. Gene Ontology annotation, cellular component: cytoplasm. The transcript is spliced from 8 exons. The record is from RefSeq and is a predicted model, not a curated record. Gene Ontology annotation, biological process: cytoplasmic translation. Gene Ontology annotation, molecular function: GTPase activity; GTP binding.